CCUCAUACCCUUCGUCCUUGAUCUGCUCGCCGCUCCAUCAGUAUAACUUUACCCUUCCUAGUCAAUUAAUCUCACUCGUAUACCGCACGAUGGUCCGUCUCAUCCUCGGUUUGGCGGCCUGCGCUACCAUGGCUAUGGCCGAUGGUAACGUUCAACAUUUUUUUUUUUCUUCUGACGCACCAUGGCUCGCGCGUCUCAUCAUAAGACGCUGCCGUAUCUCUUUUACAUGUCCAGUACUAAACUCAUCACCAACUUAACAUCCCGUCCUUUGCAAACGCUGCUCAGUCACAUUCAAUGUCGUCGGUUUACGCGAAGGUGUGGACGACAUGUUUGGAGUCCAGAUCAACGGCAAUAUCACAAGGCUGACCACUUCUACGGAAACAUACCCACUAUGGUCUGCCAAUGUUGCCGGAGUCAAUGGUCCUCUCGAGUACCAAUACGUUCACCUGAACAAGGAUGGCAAGGUCGCGAAUCAAGAAAAGGGUGCCCGCAAGCUGCCUGCAGGCGCCGCACACACACCUAAUGAAUUCUUUGAUCGAACGACUACGUUGAGCAGCCUCCCGCCAUUGCCCCAGGUUUACGAGAACAAGCUUCAGCAGAACUCGCCUUUCUUCAGAGAAGGAUAUAUUGGAACCUUCUUUGUCGAGGCUGACCAGGCACAGCUGAACUACUUGAAUAAGGGAGGCGAGAGCUUCCAUCCUAAGCCCAUCAAAGCUAACAUCCAGUAUAUUGGUGCCAACGAUAACAUCAAGAUCAAGGACGUUAUGUUCAAUCUCUCAGGACAGUCUGCACGCGAGUACGCUAAACUGGCUUACCAGAUGAAGUUCCCAAAGAAGAACCGCCUGCUCGACCUUGCCACCCUCAAGUUUCGCAAUGAGGAGACCGAUGCCACCAUGAUCCGCGAGAAAAUCUACGUCGACAUCCUCAACUCCCUGGGAGUCCCCGCUCAGCAGGCUGCUUACGUUCGUCUUUUCCUCAACGGCAAGGCCGUGGGCCUCUUUGUCGCCGUCGAAGAGAUGAAGGCGCAUUGGAUCAAGAAAGUCCUCCACCCCGAAACCAAGAAGCUCGUACCCGGUGCGCUCUGGAAGAUGAACUCGUGCUGCGGAUAUGAGGGUAACCUCCAGUGGCUCGGACCCACAACCAAGAGCUAUGUCAUCGAAGACAUCUAUAAGAAUAUUUUGCCGGGCAAGAACCCUAAGGAUGAUCCCAUGAAGGAUCUGAUCCAGUUCAUGGCUGACCUCAAGAAUUUCGAUCCCAAGAAGACUAAGGAUCCGAUCGCCUACUGGAACGCGAGACUCGACCUCGAUGGCUUCCUUAAGGCCAUGGCCAUGGAAUACCUCACCGGUUCCUGGGACUCGUACUGGAUUUCGGGUUCAAACUACCAGAUCUACAACGACCCCGUUACCGGCAAAUGGACCUGGCUGCCCACAGAUUUCGAUGAUACCUUCGGAACAUCCUUCGAUGGCAAGAUCGAAUCCUACCGCAAAAUCCCCAAGGUCAAUGACAAAGGCUUCGAGUCCCCCCUGGCUCAGAAGUUGAUUAUGGAGACACCCGAGAUCAAUGCACGCUUUGAACAGAUCCUCAAGGACACUGUCAGUUACGUCUUCAACCCCGAUGCCCUGACGCCACGCCUGGAUGCGUAUGCAAAGAUGAUCAAGGAAGAUGUUGCCUGGGACCGCAUUCAGCCUAGGUUAUCGAAGGGCAAGAGUGAAAAGUUCACGGUCCAGGAUCUGAGUAUGGGUCUCACUGACGGCACUAAGGGUAACUGGGGCCUAAAGAAGUGGAUCGAGGAGCGUGCUGUUGGUGUUCAGAAGGACCUUGGCUUCAAGGCCGCCUCUGGAAGCCCCACCAAGGUUCCAUACCAUAUUAUGAACAACGUCGAGGACCCCUAUGGAGUUAUCUCGAAGCAGAACAUCACCUCUGCUAACCUCAAGAAUAGCAUCGCUGGCGAUGAGAAUGUCGACAAGGACGAGGUCGCCGAUAAGGAAGACGAUAUUACGAUCGAGAGCUCAAGAACUAUGCCUGUCGCCAAGAAGGUUCAGAAAGUCACGAGCUCUGCAGAGACAGUGAAGGGCAAGUGGGCUGCACUCGGCGCCCUGAUAGCUGCAAUCCUCAUUGCUGUUUAAGGUGUUAGGAAAGGAAAAAAAAAAAAAAAAAGAUCGCGACGGCAAGACGAAAAAGCUCCUCGUGCUUCGCCCAUGUAAAUAGAAUCUGUAUUCCCCCACCUUGAGAAAAUAAAAAAUAGAUGAACA
Messenger RNA from Gamsiella multidivaricata, 2252 nucleotides. Its product is annotated as coth protein-domain-containing protein. The transcript has 2 exons. Bases 327 to 2126 code for a protein of 599 amino acids. Lineage: Eukaryota; Fungi; Mortierellomycota; Mortierellomycetes; Mortierellales; Mortierellaceae. The record is from RefSeq and is a predicted model, not a curated record.